This is a messenger RNA of Ornithodoros turicata, 2770 nucleotides long. RefSeq names its product NFX1-type zinc finger-containing protein 1-like. Gene Ontology annotation, molecular function: helicase activity. The record is from RefSeq and is a predicted model, not a curated record. Gene Ontology annotation, biological process: regulatory ncRNA-mediated heterochromatin formation. Gene Ontology annotation, cellular component: nuclear RNA-directed RNA polymerase complex. Bases 395 to 2770 code for a protein of 791 amino acids. The transcript has 7 exons. NCBI's taxonomy places the organism in Eukaryota, Metazoa, Arthropoda, Arachnida, Ixodida, Argasidae.
AUUGCCUCAUUUGACGCCUAAUCGUGUCCGUGGGUCGUAUAAUAGCACGGAGCACUAUCUGGACGUCCAGUUUAGGCUGCUUCGUGAGGAUUUCGUCCGUCCGCUCCGGGAAGGGAUAAGGGAGUGCGCACGGGCACAGGAAGUCCGUGGAUAUAGAUACAGGAAAGAAAUAUUCCACAAGUUGGACGGCGUCAACGUCCAUUCCGGCGUUGUCGUCAUUUCCUCUUCCGUCAACGCAGAUGGAAGGGUAUACGUUGUGCAGUUCGACGCCUCGAGCUUCUCAAAGAUACUCUGGAAGGGAACGAGGCGCUUCAUUCCCGGAUCGCUUCUUUGCUUCAGUAAGGACAACUUCGAGACAAUCCAGGUGGCUACGGUGUCUCGUGCCACUCCAAGUAUGCUCGGCAGAGGCGUCGUUGAAGUCACAUUCUGGAAUUGUAGCUGCGCAGUCACGGGCCAGUUUGUUGUUCUGGAAAGCAUUGCAUACUUCGAGGGUUAUCGUCAUGUAUUCCAGGCUCUGCAAAACACGCACGUUCUUCCACUGGAAAAGUACAUCGUAGGAGCGGAAUCUGUCGUUUUCCAUCCAAGUUACGUGAAUAAUUGGACGACGUUCGACAUAACGUGUCUCCUAGAGACACCUGGUGGUACCCGCCGAAAGGUGACCCUCCUCGACCGAGACAGCUGGCCAAAGGCGGAAGAACUCCAACUGGACAGCUCCCAACUGGAGGCUCUUCAAUACGCGCUAACCCAUGAACUAGGCGUUAUACAGGGACCUCCGGGAACGGGAAAGACCUACAUGGGUUUGAAGAUUGUUCAGACGCUGCUGGAGAACGACGCUGUAUGGGGUGACGACCAAGGUCCCAUCUUGGUGGUCUGUUAUACAAAUCGCGCCCUGGAUCAGUUUCUGGAAGGCGUGCUUCAGUUCACGAAACUUGUUACGAGGAUGGGCGGUGCAUGUAAGAACAACGCCUUGAAAAUGUAUCAUGUCAAUAAGAAGUGUAAACGGACACACGCUGGUCGGCAGUCGUCUGAAGCUCUACGGAAGCACCUUGAACGAGUGAAGACGCUUUCAACAUUGUCACAGACCGUCUUGUCCGUACCUGAGGAAGAGGACGUUGUAAAACUGCUUAUGCAUGUCAUGAGCAAGGCGUGCUGCCGGUCCUUCUUCCAAGCGGUGUUCGACGAGCAUUCCUUCUGUCAAGUGUUCAGGGUGUGGUUGCGCCUGGAACAAACGAAAGCACUCUUCCUGAAUCAAUGCAGCAAAAAGGACACGUCAUCGGUGCACAAAGCUAAAAAAGGAUUCAACAUGCGGGACCUGGACACAAGCUCUUGGGAAGCACAUCUGCGCAUCAUCAUCAAGGAGGGCGAUCGAGCCACAGGAGACGAUCACGUCGAGGACGUCUGGACACUACGAUCCCGAGAGCGCUGGAAACUGUAUCGAUACUGGGUCGACAACCUGACUUCUGUGAUUGACACCUUUCAAACUUCUGAGAUGACAACAAUGGAAGAUGUGCAAGAGCGCAUGGCGCACUCCAGACUAAUGGCUGACCUAUCGGUCCUUAGGGCGUCCAAGGUCAUUGGAAUGACAACAACGUGCGCGGCUAAGUACCAGGCUCUCCUCCGCGAGGUGCAACCGCGCAUCGUCAUCGUGGAAGAGGCAGCCGAAGUACUCGAAGCUCACGUGGUGACAAGUUUGGCUCCGCAAACUCAGCAUGUGAUCCUCAUCGGGGACCACCAGCAGUUGCGUCCGCCCACGAAUGUACAAGAACUGUCAAUCAGAUACAAGAUGGACGUGUCUCUUUUCGAAAGAAUGCUUAUCAACGGCGUGGGUGUCAAACAGCUCUGCGUUCAACAUCGCAUGAGGCCGGACUUCGCCCGCCUUCUCACGCCACGAUUCUACCCUACUUUGGAGCCCCACCCGUGCGUGGAACGAUACGAAGACAUUGAGGGUAUGACCACGAACAUGUUCUUCUUCAAUCACUCCUCCCCAGAACGGAGAAAUUCUGGCAGAAGCUAUAGCAACGUUUUCGAGGCAAAUUUUCUUGUCAACCUCUGCAGAUAUCUGCUUGCUCAGGGUUACCAACCUUCUCAAAUCACUUUGCUCACGCCGUACAUGGGUCAGAAGAAGCUUCUAGAGCGCACAGCUAAUACAUAUCACGAGCUGACCGCGGUGGCCAUCACAGUAGUGGAUAAUUUCCAAGGAGAAGAGAACGACAUCAUCCUCUUGUCCCUGGUUCGCUCCAACGAAACUGGGGAAACCGGUUUUGUUCAAGUGGCGAACCGAAUUUGUGUCCUCCUGUCCAGGGCUCGUAUGGGAUUUUACUGCGUAGGCAAUAUGACCUUACUGAGCGAGGCGUCCAACUUAUGGAGAGACAUCGUUGACGACCUCAAAUAUCGUGGUCUGGUCGGAUGCGAACUGAAGUUACGGUGCAGGAGACACUCGAACAGCACGGCAGUAGUAAGAACACCAGAGGACUUUCUAGCGGUCGUAAUGGUUUCUGUAACCUUCCGUGCCCAGCCUCCCUUCCUUGCGGACAUUCUUGUCCAAAAAACUGUCACAUGGAUACUGAGGACCACAAGCUGUUCACCUGCAGAGAGCGUUGCGGAAAGACAUGUUCCAGAGGUCACUGUUGCAACGAACGCUGCCACGGCCACUGUACGCGUUGCACGGUGCACAUUAAGGUGGAGUUUCCCGCUUGCCACCAUACUUCGAAAGUCCCGUGCUACAUGGCAGACGAGGCAACUUGCACGAAAAAGUGCGGGCGACGCUUGA